GCUUUCCAGCCGGCAGAGCGCUCUCGUUCUCGCUCUCUCUUCAUUGUUCUCUUCCCUGCAGCAGCAGCGGCAGCAGCAGCCAGCCAAGAGACUGCCACCGACCCGCGAUAGACGGAGGGGAAAGAGUCUCUCAUCUCUCCCCCCCCCUCACACACACACCUGCCUAGCACAUCCCCGGAGCAGGCGCGUCUCUUGCGAGCUAUGAUUGACUCGUGGCAGCAGCGUUCAGACCGUGAGCUGAGCUCGGGUUUCCUAGGAUAUCCUUAUCAUUAGGCGAGACGCAGAAGUCAAGGAGGAGGAAAAAGAGGAGAGCCUCCUUUCCUUCUCGAUCUGUAGGAAAGGGACAUUUUAUUUUUUUGUGAGAAAUUGUUAUCUGCUGAGUGGCCAGGUAGAGAGAUCACUUCUCUUCCUCCUCCCUUUCCCCACACCAAACUCCUCGAGUCUCAUCUCUCCACCCUCUUGGGAUCGUUCCUCGGGAGAUCAAAGGAUCAUGAGCCGCUGGGUGGCCGCCUGGUUUCUGCUGUGUUUGAGCCACGGACCCCCGUCGUUCGCCAAAGGGGAUGUAUGUGACUCUAACCCCUGUGAAAAUGGAGGCAUCUGCUUGUCAGGGUUGGACGAUGACUUCUAUUCUUGCGAGUGUCCUGAUGGCUUCACAGAUCCCAACUGUUCUAGUGUUGUGGAGGUUGUACUAGAGGAAGAAGAGCCAACAUCAGCAGGGCCAUGCAUUCCUAAUCCUUGCCAUAAUGGUGGAAUAUGUGAAAUUAGUGAAGCAUACAGAGGUGACACAUUCAUAGGCUAUGUCUGUAAAUGCCCAGAAGGAUUUAAUGGGAUCCAUUGCCAGCAUAAUGUGAAUGAAUGUGAAGCUGAACCCUGCAAGAACGGUGGCAUUUGUACGGAUCUUGUAGCUAACUAUUCCUGUGAGUGUCCAGGUGAAUUUAUGGGAAGGAACUGCCAGUACAAAUGUUCUGGGCCAUUGGGAAUUGAAGGUGGAAUUAUUUCAAACCAACAGAUUACUGCAUCAUCCACCCACCGGGCUCUUUUUGGGCUCCAGAAAUGGUACCCCUACUAUGCACGACUUAACAAGAAGGGUCUUGUAAAUGCUUGGACUGCAGCAGAGAAUGACAGAUGGCCAUGGAUUCAGAUAAACCUACAAAGGAAGAUGAGAAUCACAGGUGUUAUAACUCAAGGUGCUAAGAGAAUUGGAAGCCCAGAAUAUAUAAAAUCAUACAAAAUUGCAUAUAGCAAUGAUGGGAAAUUAUGGGCAACGUACAAAGUAAAAGGGACAACUGAAGAUAUGGUAUUCCGUGGAAAUGUGGACAAUAAUACACCUUAUGCAAAUUCUUUCACCCCACCAAUAAAAUCUCAGUACAUACGAUUAUAUCCUCAGGUUUGUAGAAGGCAUUGUACUUUGCGAAUGGAACUCCUUGGCUGUGAAUUGUCAGGUUGCUCUGAACCUCUGGGGAUGAAAUCAGGACAUAUACAGGAUUAUCAGAUUACUGCUUCUAGUAUCUUCAGAACACUCAAUAUGGAUAUGUUUACAUGGGAACCUAGAAAAGCUCGACUAGACAAACAAGGCAAAGUGAAUGCCUGGACAUCGGGACACAGUGACCAGUCGCAGUGGCUGCAGAUUGAUCUUCUUGUUCCUACAAAGGUGACGGGGAUUAUUACUCAAGGAGCUAAAGAUUUUGGUCAUGUACAAUUUGUGGGCUCUUAUAAACUUGCCUACAGCAAUGAUGGAGAGCACUGGACCAUAUAUCAGGAUGAAAAGCAAAAAAAGGAUAAGGUUUUCCAGGGAAACUUUGAUAACGACACCCACAGAAAGAACGUCAUUGACCCUCCAAUCUAUGCACGGCACAUAAGGAUCCUCCCUUGGUCAUGGUAUGGCAGGAUCACUUUACGGUCAGAGCUCUUGGGUUGUACAGAGGAGGACUGACGAGGAUCAUCACUUUUCCGCACAACACUUGAUAUUCCUAAAAAAAAAAAUCUCCAUAGAAGAAACUGUGCAAAACCUGUAGGAAGUUAAAUGGGUUUUUCAUGAACAAGUGCUCACUUUCUGGUAGGCCGCUAACUGUCUUUUGUAAGGAGGUCUAAGCCUGCCCUUAAAAUGGUCCAAAUCUGAGUUUGGGGUUUUGUUUUGUUUUUGGUUCUUUUAAAUCUUAGUUCCAGUUAUGACUCUGUUUUGAUGUGGAAUUUUCCUUUCAAGUUUCCUUCUCAGUUGUUCACGCUGGCUGAAAUAUGGUUAGAGGUGAAAAGCAGCAUCCUUUUUACAAUGAAGAUGAAAGUGGUAUGACAGAGUUCACUUGUGACUUGAGAAAAAGCAGUUUGCAAACCCACAUGGGUCAUCUUACUUGCAAAAAGUGAUACUGCAGCUUUAGCAAUAAGUUUUUUCUCGGGGAUGACUGCAUUUGAUUGUUUCCGUUGUGCCUAUCAAGCAUUGUCAAGAUUAAUGACACUUUUCGGAAGAAUCUGUGUGGUCUGCAGUCCUCCUGGUGUUACAAACUACCUUUUGUAAUUUCCGUUCCAAAAAGCUGAGUCCACACACCCUGGGUUUCAUUCCUUCUUGUUUGGCUUCCCAUUAAGCACAUUGUCACUGUCUUCUAUGUUUAAAUCACAUUAACUGCUGCUGUUUACUUUCAAUGAGCCAACCUGAAUUUUACAGAACAAUAUCUGCUAUAACAAUAUUCUGAAGUUAAUGAUUUUGUCAGUGAAUUCAGCUUGCGGUUUUCUUCCUAAGAGAUGAUGAGAUGAAAGACCAAGGACCAAAUUCAAGGCUUUUAUAACUGUAGCAGGGAGGGAGGCACAUGUGUAUGCUGCAAAAAUGGCAUCCAUGUGAUCCUGUAUAUUCAUGCAUGGGAUUUGCCUUGUGAAGCUGCCUAGGAGAUGGCUUCAGUGAGAUGCCUCCUUUGACUCAAUGGGUAAGGGUGAUUGUGAGAUCUAGGGCUGAAUGCCAAAACAUAUGGACAGUGUAUCCUUGCCCUGUGGAACAACCCAACAACAGCACUGUCCCUGAGCAGCUCUUCAGAAAUAUGGGUAGAAGAAUGAAGCCUGGGGCUGGCUGUCGUAUAAUACAGUAUUAUCUCUUAACAUUAUUUUAACAACUAGCUCUAUAAACCUUCUUCAGGCACUCACAUUGGAGAAUAUAUUUCCUGUAGGACGCAGUGUUGUAAAAUCAGAAAGAGAGAGAGAAAGGAAGUAAGGGAAAAGAUUCAGAUAUCGGGUAUGCUCCAAACAUCAAAGAAAAUAAGCAGAGCUGGGUGAAUGCUGUGAUUCUUCAGAAGGAAAGGCAGGAGAAUUUUCUUGGAUUAUUGGAUGCAGAAUUCAGCUUCCUAGCUUUCAUUUCAAAAUAAGGAAGUUUCUAUCUCUUAAGACUGCAAAGAUAUGUUUGAAAGUGUACUGGCAAGGACUCCUGAAAUCUCCAGAGUUUGGGAUUUAGGUUCCAACACCCUCCAUAGCUCCAUUGCCUCCCCAUGACUAGAGAGAGUAUAGAGUUUGGAUUGGCUGGGUUGUUGAAUUUUAAUAUAUGUGAAUCACACAGAAAAUUGAAUACACACUGCCCUGGUGCCUCAAGCAGUGUGCAGGCAUACAAAGAGAUAAGCCACAUGCAGUACUAUAAGGCAGCCAAACACCACAGUAUUCCUACUUCAGACAUUCAGUUUUCUUAUCCACAGCCCCAAUGCUGUCACUAUGCAGGAGAUGGAAUGACUGAAGGGGGCAGGAGAAAGGUUUCUCAGUGUUUUUUCCACUUAACUCCAUGAGGUCACGUGGCAAUUGCAUCUGCUACAUCAUGGUUCACUUAUGUGGACUGUUUAUCACAGGUUAGCUGUCACUAAUGGACCUUGCUUAUAUAUCUGAGCAGAUCUCUUCAGGGAAAGCAAGUAUCUCAAGAGAUGAGCUCAUUACUCACCAUUAGUUAUUAGCCUAUUACCUAAUAACAACCUUUUCAAUUACUAAUCUGACUUAGCCAUAAAUCCAGUUCUCUUGCAUAUUGACCUCUGUGCCUCAGAUCUUUCAAUUGAAAAUGUUAAGCUGAUCAUAGGUUUAUGUGAAUGGACAUAGGAUGCAGUGCACACCAGUCAAUGCUAGUCAACCAUGUAUACAGUUAUCCCAGUGCAUAAAUUUACUGUUCCCCAGGGCAAUAUUAGCCCAUGCCCAUCUUUGGCCAAUCAAGAUGUGAGAUGCUGUUGUCAUUGGAAUUAGUGCACAAAGAUGCUGGCAAAGCCCUGUGUAAAUGGCUCCCCAUUUUUGACUCUGCCCAGCCACCGUCUGGGUCAGUUCAACCCAACUUUGUGGCAAACGUGAAAACACUGCCAUAGCUUAAUAGAUGGAAUUUCUUUUAUGUGAAAUUCCUGCUUGUACAGAAGGCGUUCCUGAUAAAUUGUGGUCCUAGCCAAUAUUGCAAAGCACUUUCAUUUUAGUAAGGUACUGCCAUUCUGUCUAUUUCUUUUAUUAUUCUUGGACGUCUUCUCAUUAUAAAUUGUUAUUAUUUUCAUUAUUAAUUUCAUAACAUGCUGUGGUCAAUUUUGUUAUUGUUGUGUCUCAUUAUCACAUCAUGCUAAGUAUUUUUAUGACACUCCAUUAUCAUUAAAAGAAAAAAAACUGAGACAUAAACAUAGGCUCUAUGACCUUAAUAAACACCUAGUCAUCCUAUAAUUUUACAGUGAAGAAUCUAUACUCUUGCAAAAAAAAAAAGUCUGAAUUUCAAAAAAGAGUCACUCACAAUCUAUAUAAUCUCCUAUUCUCCAUGUAAAGACAAUGACCACAUUCACACAUCAUACUAUAAUGUGUUUUGGCAUAAGAUACAUGAGCAGGAAUGAGCCGCAGCAAGCCUUGGGCUCACAUGUUCCUCCCCUUCUCUCUCCUCCACUCACAUGGCCAGGAGGAAGAGUUUAGAAGCUUACACAUCCAUUUUUGCUUAACCAUGGUUUGUCAUGUCAUCUGGACCAACAGUCUGUGUUAACAUUAACUGUGACUAGGGGUGUGCUGGAAUUCUGUCCAAUUUGGAUAUGGUACCAAAUUUUCAAUUAAUUCCCUUAUUCACUAUUGUUGUGGAUCGGAUUUUUAUGUACUGUAGUGAUUUUCCAUGGCUAUUUCAGAAAUGAAUUUUUUUUAAAAAGAAAUCUGUGUCUAAAUUAUUGAUAUUAAUAUUGAUAUUUAUAUCGCUAUUUCCUUCAUCAAUCCUUUCAAGAUAUCAAUAUUUCCUUUCAAACUAGCAACUUUUAUAUCAAUAUUUUUUCCAACUGGAAAAAAAUGGAUCAGUAAAAGCACAGCUUGCAUACAAAGAACAAACUCGAAUCAAUACCAGCCUGUUAUGUUAAUGGAAUGCUUUCAGACUGGUACCAGCCAACAGAUCCCAUAGCUAAACUUGACUAGUUGUAAAACAAACCCACAGAUCUGGAUGACACAGCAAGCUGUGGUUAACCAAAAAUGGAAGCAUAAGUUCCAGAUUCCUCCUCCUAACCAUGUGGUAAGAGGAGAAAGAUAAACCCAAAGCUCACUGCAGCUCGUUCCUGUUUCUGCACAUCAUGCUAAACAGUGAUUUGGCAUGGCAUGUGAACAUGGUCAUUGACACCUGCUUUGCUUCAGACAAAAUCUUUAAUGAUCAGGGGGUGCUGUCUUGAAAGCAUCUUUCAAAAAAUUUGAACCAGUAGAAAAAAGAGAUUUGUCUAUAAAGAUCACCUUAUUCUUAAGGUGUAUUUAUUCACAUGUUUAUUUUAUAAGGCUUAGACAGGGAUAUUCAGAUAUCCUUAGUUUGAGAAUCUGAUCAAGGUAAAGCAAGUAUGUGUAAGAAAUGUUAAGGUCCUGUGCUACACUGUUAACUUUAAGGGGGGGGGUAUUUUUGUUUUUUAGUUGGACUUGUGCUGCAUUACAAAAGCCACUAGACUGUUACUGUCUUGUCUGUAAUUGUGUUAACAUUUCUUAACAAUGUUAUCUAUGGAGUGGUCUUCAAUUGUAGUGAUUAAUUUUAAAGAGAAAGUCAAUCAUAAUUGUGUUUUAAGGUGCAAAAGGCUAAUGGAAUAAAGUUAGUAAUGGAAAUGGCAUUUAACUACAUUUGGCCCAUAUCCUGCACUUUUAGGCUCCUAUAAAGAUCCUGCACUUCACAGCCCACUUACUCGAGAGUAAUUCUGCUUAAUUGUAUAGACCUACUCUAGAGUAAAAAAAGUGUGGAUUGUUGUUCCUAUUUGACUUUUUAAAAAAUCGGGUCUAGAUUUUAAAGGGGCCUAAUUUUUAACUCCUAUUGUAUGGAGCAAAAUUUUGCACCUCAAGUCCUUUGCUGUUAUAACACAUCACAAGCAAAAUCCUCUGGGGCUUGGCACCCUCAACAAACACAGGCUCCAAUCCCAAGGUUGAGAUGUGAUCCACCCAAAAAGAGUAGUGGCAGUGUUUGGUACAAGGAUGGGGGCAGUUGAAGCUUGGAUUCAACCCUUCACAUCCCAAACAGGUGGUUGAUGCUGUCAAAGCUGCACAUCUAACUCUGCCUGGCAUUGUUUGCACAUUCACUCUCAAGAAAGAAAAACUGCAUACACAGCACCUUUUUGCACAUGCGGGCCCCAAUCCCAAAAGAAUUGGGCCCACUUUUGAUGGAUCAGGGUAAUAAUUUGCAACAUGUACUCUGCAGAAGGUCUCACUGAAAGAAAAGCACUGGGGACUGUAGCUUCCCCUAAAUAAGAGGUGAUUUCUACAAAUAAGAUACUCUGGGUCUGUAGUGUUUGGGCUCCAUCAUGAAAGACAUCUGCUACUGCUAACACUACAUCAGUAAAUAAAGCUUGAACUAAUGAAGCACUUUGAGCUAUUAGUCAGAAUGUUCUGCUAAAAUGUUUUUGUGCUUGUUAGUAUUUUCUCUUAAAAUGCAUUUAAAUGAAUCUUUCUUGGAUUUGCAAUUAAUUUAUAUGUAUUAUAGUUUAUAGUACAAAAAAAGCAUCAGGUUGAAAAAGUGGUCAUUUAUUCUGUUAGAAAGGGUUGCAUUUUGUCCUUCUGCUGUUCAUUCCUGUCAGCCUUUACCAGGUCAUUUAGAGGAGCCUGAAAGUCUCUUUCUUUCUUUCUUUCUUUCUUUCUUUCUUUCUUUCUUUCUUUUUCUUUCUUUCUUUCUUUCUUUUAUCUUUUUUUUUUACAAUAAUUUUUAUUCAAAUUUUCAUAAAACAUACAAAACAAAAUCAUAAAACAUUCAAAGACAAAAAACAAAACAAAACAAAAAUGAUUAAACAAAAAAAUAAAAUGUUGACUUCCCAUUUGUCGCAGAUCAAAUCAGUUAUAGGUCUACAAUAUAUAACAAUCCUGUCUCUCAAAUUAUAUUAUAAAAUCACUUUCCUCCAGUAGUUAUCUUAAUUAAUCAUCAAAUCUCAUAAACAUUACUUUAUUCUUUCCACAAAAAGUCAAAGAGAGGUUUCAAUUCUUUAAGAAAUAUAUCUAUCAAUUUUUCUCCAAAUAAACAUGUCGAUUAAUCCAUCUCGUUAAUAAUAAUAAUAAUCUUAUUGUCAUAACCAUAGUCCAAAUAAACAUAUUGAUUAAUCCAUCUCAUCAAAAUCUGUUAGGUCCAAUAAUUUCAAUAGCCAUUAUUCCAUUAUCCAUAUUAAUUCCAUCUUCCAUCUUCAAUAGUCCUGUUAAGUCCAGUAAUUUCACUUUCCAAUCUUUAUCAGUAUUCCAUAAUAAUCUUGCUGUCAUAGCCAUAGUCAUAUAAUAAGAGUCUGAUGGGAAUUUCCUCUAUCCCAGAUAUUUUCUUGCCAUCGAUUCUGAAUAAGUUGCUGAAAUAUUGUUGUAAAGUCAUAUCUCUGUUCUUCUUUUUUACAAAAUGCACUGGCUCAUCUCUUGAGAGUUUUUCCAUUGUCACAUGGCUGCAGUUAAUUCCAUAGAUUUUCUCUAUAUCAAGCUCCAUCACAUCAUUCCAGUCCAGAAAAUUAUCCA
Rhineura floridana is the source of this 7899-nucleotide messenger RNA. It is a transcript of the gene EDIL3, whose product is annotated as EGF like repeats and discoidin domains 3. Bases 491 to 1933 code for a protein of 480 amino acids. The record is from RefSeq and is a predicted model, not a curated record. NCBI's taxonomy places the organism in Eukaryota, Metazoa, Chordata, Lepidosauria, Squamata, Rhineuridae. Gene Ontology annotation, molecular function: calcium ion binding. The transcript has 11 exons.